Molecule: messenger RNA, 138 nt
Organism: Dibothriocephalus latus
Lineage: Eukaryota; Metazoa; Platyhelminthes; Cestoda; Diphyllobothriidea; Diphyllobothriidae
Source: the annotation of a GenBank genome assembly
AUGUGGUACAAUAACACAGAAAUGUCCAAGGACUGUCUCUACAUGAACGUCUGGACGCCAGCCAACGGCAAGAUCACAGAACUGCUGCCAGUUAUGGUCUGGAUCUUUGGCGGCGGCUUCUUCAGUGGGUCGGCCAAC